AUGGCCUCCUCAUCAGGAAUCACUCAAGGAUUGGAGAAUUUGAGGAUCGAAACAUCGCAUGGAUUCGCACCGAAGAUGCCGGCGGGAAAGGCGGGACAAGCCUCCAAUGUUCGUACGAACUCAAUUGAGCUCGCCAUCAAGCCUAACGUGUCCAUCUACAAGUAUGACGUGCGCAUGAACGAACUCUACCCGGGGAAAGAUGGAGGAAUCAAGGAGAAGGAGCUGGUUAAACAAACUAAAGACGAUUAUUUGGAACAAGAGCGCAAGCAGAAGACGGUCAUCCUCUUCAAGCAUCUGGCCGCGUCGAAGAAGUUGCCUCCACUCGCUGAAAUGGUCUAUGAUCGUGCUGCCAUCAUGUUCUCGACAAAGAAGCUCGUGAGGAUGGAGAUCAAGUUGAGCCAAGGUGAACUGAAGAAGAUCGACUAUUCGCCGAAGCCCGAUCUCAUCGAAGUACAAAUUAUCGUCAAGCCGGUCACUGAGGGAUAUCAAUUAUCAUCAAAUGAUGUUUCUCGUGGAGACUCGAAGGAAAUCCUGGAAUUCCUCAAUGUGCUCACAUCGCAAGUCGCCUUCUUCACGCCGGGCUCUUUCAUUGUUUAUGGCAACAACAACAUCUUCCUCUACGAUCCCUCCUCGUGCGGCUUUCAAGGAAGGGACUUGCCAUCGCUGCCCGAAGGCAAAUACAUGGGCGUUGGAGCUUCGAAGUCGGUGAAGCUUCUCGAAGGAAGCAAUGGAAAGCCAGUGCCAGUGAUCACAGUGGAUGUUGCAAAAGCCGCUUUCCACAACGACAAUCAACCGGUUCAUGAGAAAGUCGCCGCAAUCCUUGAUUGUGGAGUAAACGAUGUUGCUCGGUGCCUCAAUAAUCAAUCAACCAAGAAGAUUGUGGCCGCGGCAAUCAAAGGUCUGGUCCUCCAAACCACUUACUUGGGAGAAAAGAAUGUAUCUUUUUCUGCCAGGGGGUUGGGCCUUCCUGCAUCGCAAGCCAAAUUUGUCAUCGAUGAUAAAGAAACUCUCGUCAGCACCUACUUUGCCAACAAAUACAAGCUAAACCUGAAGUUUCCGAAUCUGCCCGUGAUCGGCUCAAAUAGAGGUUCUUUCUUCCCGAUGGAGCUCCUGAUAGUCGCUCCCAAUCAACGCGUUACCUUUGGACAACAGACGCCGGCUCAAAUGCAAAUCCAGAUCAGAGCAUGCGCCGUUGCUCCAUCAACUCGUCUGCAACAAACGGAUCAAGUGAGCCGAGCUGUUGCCGUUGCACCUGGAUCAAAAAACCCCAACUUUGUGGCGGCAGGAGUCACAAUUGGAGAGAAGGCGAUGACCGUUCCAGGACGAAUUCUACCAGUUCCAACGAUCCGCGACAAGAAGAACUCUCCGGCCGUUAUGGGAAAUUGCCGAUGGAACAAUGAACUCUUCUUUGUGCCCGCAUCGGUCAAGAAUUGGACCGUCUUUGCGCUGCUUUCACAAAACGACUCAAAAAAGGAGAGUAUGAUCAACAACCUCAUCUCUACGCUUGUAAACACUGGCAAGCAAUUCGGAAUGGCUUUUGAAGCUCAUCGCUACAAGAGGGUUGACCAAUACAAGAUCGAAGAGGCGUUCGUCAGCGCACGACAAGACGCCAUCAAGUUCAUUCUGUUCGUUCAAUCGGAUCAGCUAAAGUGCCACGAUGCCAUCAAAGCUUUCGAGCAGAAAUACCAGAUCCUCACACAGGAUCUCAAGUUCUCCAAAGUGUUCGAAACUUCCAAGCGCGACACCAUGAAGAACAUUGUUCAAAAGAUGAACAUGAAGAAUGGCGGUCUCAACCACAUGGUCGUUGAUCAACGCUUUGACCAAAGGGUCUUGUUUUUGGGAAUCGAGUUCACCCAUCCGGGACCGUCUUUGCCUGGAAAGGAGCCAUCGAUGCCCAGCGUACUCGGAUGGUCAGCCAACAUUACCGCCCAACCGCAGGUCUUCGUCGGUGACUACAAGUACAUUCAACCGCGUGCAAGCGACGAUCAAUCUGAAAUCGGCAUCUACAUGAAAGAAGUCUUCAAUGAGGCCAUUACGCGUUUCAAAGCAGCUCGUGGCGCUCCCCCUGGCCUUGUCAUCAUCUACCGCAAUGGCGCCUCUGAAGGCCAAUAUCCCACCUUGGUCAAUGAGGAAUUGCCUCUCUUCUACAAGACUUGCGAUGAGAUGAGCGGUGGCAAGUACAAGCCGGAACUCGUGAUGAUCGCUGUGAACAAAGAUCACGUUCACCGUCUCUACAAGCCACAACCUGGAGGAGGUAAGCCGGCCGAACAAAACAUCAUGCCUGGAACGGUCGUCGACAAAGGAAUCGUCUCAGCUUUGCGCAACGAGUUCUUCCUCACUGCUCACAGUGCCUUCCAAGGUACAGCAAAAACUCCGAGGUACACUGUCAUCAAGAACGGCACCACCAAGGACACGCUUUUGACUAUGGAUGUGAUUCAGGAAUUCACUUAUGCUCUCACAUUUGGACAUGGCAUUGUCAGCAUGACCAUCUCGAUCCCCGUUGUUCUCAAGGUGGCUGGAGAAUGUGCAAAGCGAGGAAGCAACAAUUAUAAAGUGCAUUAUGGUGAUGUAUCGUCUUCGGGUUUGGGACCAGAAAAUGUGGAGGCUGCGAAUCGCGAUUUGACCUACUCGAAGAAGCCACUUUCAAAUCCCAACUUGCUGCCAUAUCCUUGGAUCCAUUUCCCAUUGGCAACCUAUCCACCACUCAUCUCGGCCGAGAAGAAUCGACUCGCUAACGAAAUCUUGAACGAUGUAAAGUGCAUGUCACUCGGCGAACGAUUUGCCCGCCAGAAGAAAACGCGCGUCAAGUACGAUCAAUUACUUCAUUUCAUGAAAGAUGCUGGUGAACGGGUGGCAACUGGAGAGAAGUUGGAUGUGCUUGACGCUAAAAUUGUCAACAACCUCGAGGAGACAUCGGAAGAUCUGAAGCUUCUUUCGUCGGGAAAAGAAGUUGCCCUCGAUGCGUGCUACAUGGUGGAAAACGUUCAUUUGAUGCGCGAGCGAGUGAAAAUGUUGCAGGAACAUCAAGCGGACAAGCGACUCAACGUCAAAAUUUAUGCGGAAAAGAUCAAAAAGAAGGAGAAAACGGAUAAACAAAUACAACGACAAAAGAAAGAAGCGGCGGUGAUUCUCGAGCAAAAGGAGAAAGGUGAAAACAUGGGUGAGGAUCAAUUGGUCACCAUUGAGCUUGAUUUUAUCCGAAAGACGUUCCUCCGCUUGCUCAAGAAGACAGACUCGACUUCUUGCAACUACUAUGAGUUCAUCUUUGAUCCCGAUGAUUUUGGACGCACAGUCGAGAACAAGCGGCUCAACGUCAAAAUUUAUGCGGAAAAGAUGAUAACUUUGUUA
Molecule: messenger RNA, 3348 nt
Organism: Mesorhabditis belari
Lineage: Eukaryota; Metazoa; Nematoda; Chromadorea; Rhabditida; Rhabditidae
Source: the annotation of a GenBank genome assembly